Molecule: messenger RNA, 1145 nt
Organism: Spea bombifrons (plains spadefoot toad)
Lineage: Eukaryota; Metazoa; Chordata; Amphibia; Anura; Pelobatidae
Gene: ITGB3BP
Product: integrin subunit beta 3 binding protein
Exons: 8
Coding region: 54-539 (161 amino acids)
Biological process (GO): regulation of DNA-templated transcription; CENP-A containing chromatin assembly
Cellular component (GO): nucleoplasm
Source: RefSeq, a predicted model, not a curated record
GGGGGAAGAGUUUCGGAGAGCUGCAUGAGCGCAUUUCCUGUCAGGACAGAGUCAUGAGCCUCCCUGUCAGAAGAUCGCUAAAAUUGGAUACAAUUGAGAAGAAUAAGAAUGAAAGAUCACGGCCAAAAACCCCCGUCCCGCUUCAUUCAUAUUCCCCAACAACCGGGACCCGCCAGAUGAGCCCGUUCACUGCCGUCAAAAAGCGCAGCGCAAAAAGUCUUGGACAGGAGAGGACACAAGGCCGCGCAGACGCGGACGGCUAUUCUGAAGCCGCAGAACCAGAAGUCGCCAGCAGAGGGCAGCGUCCUACAGAUGAAAAUGAUGAACUUUUGGAGUUGUUAUCGGAGGUGGAGAAAUCGGUGACGUCGUUUUUGAAAAUGAGGCAAAGUUUAAAGAAUUUGCAGGCUUUGGAGGGCAGCAAAGAGCCGGAGCUUCUUCUCGGGCCGGGAGAUCCAUCAACCGACCUAAAAGCUGAGCUGCGCAAAACCAAAGUUCUGAUUACUGAAGCCAGGAAGAAGAAAAAGCAGAAGACGCGUUAAAGGUGUUGCGCAUGCGGAGCGGUCGAAGGCUCUACCUGCUUGUGAUUCCGGAGAUUUCCUGCACGGACUCGGCUCACGUUGGGAAAGCUUUUCGCACCCGAAAAUGCGCAUUUUCAGCAAGGCGUACGGGGUCGGUGAUUUACCGCGAGCCCCGAUGGAGUUAUAUCCUGAUACAGAGACAAGUGGCCGGCAUCCAUCACGACCCUUCGUCCGAUUAACCUUGCCCGGAGCAGCCGGGAACCGCCGAGCAUUUCGUCUCUGAAGCCCCUGUCAGCGCGGACGGCAGCCUUGUUGUAGAAAACUUAUGGAAAAGAAAUUUGGUAAUAACUGAAACUUUUGUCGAUUCCAGCACUUUAACACAAAAUUCAAUAUUUAUUUCAUCUUGCAAGAUUUUCGCGAAGCAGCUCGGAAUUUAUGCCUCCUGUCCGCCCGGGCGAUGAGAAAUGCCCAGAGGGCCAAUUUUAGCUGCGUUUUUAUUUUUAAAGACUUUCCAGACAUUUCAGGUCCGGGUGUUAACUUAUUAUCACUAUUUUCACCGGGAUCCUAACCAGUGGAAAAAUGUAGCUUUUCCGAUUUGCAUUUUUUUUCCGGAUCGUAAGAACCAUG